Molecule: messenger RNA, 891 nt
Organism: Paralichthys olivaceus (Japanese flounder)
Lineage: Eukaryota; Metazoa; Chordata; Actinopteri; Pleuronectiformes; Paralichthyidae
Source: RefSeq, a predicted model, not a curated record
UUUUUAUUUGGAGGAAGUGAAGCAGCGUCUGACGUCGUCUUUCUUUCAGUUUCUGUGGAUUUAUAAAAAAGUGAUUUCAUGGGGAUGAAGCGUCUGAGCGGCCUGAUGCUGAGGAAAUGGAAGGAGAGGGAGCGAUGGAUUGGAAGGAGGAGGAGUGAACCCUGCGGAGCAGAAGAGAAGGACAAGGAGGAGAGGCAGACAGACAGGACAGACAGACUCAUGCUGAGGAGGAAGUCUGAACCCUGCGGACAGACAGAGGACUUUCAAAAGAUGGAAGAGAAGACGAGCGAGAGGAUGCGGAAGAAAGAAAGAAGGAAGUCUGAAUCCAACAUGGACGAGGAGGACAGGAAAGACAGGAAGAAGACAGAGAUGGGCAGAGGGAAAGGAAGGAGGAAGUCUGCUUCAUGGAUCAUGGCGGAGGACAGAGAAGGAGGACAGAUGGACAGAAGGCAGAAGGAGGCAGAUAGAGGGACGCUGAGACGGCGGUCAGAACCCUGCAGCAUUCUGUACAUCCAACUUCUUCCUCUGUCUGGCAGGAAGAGGAGGGAGCUGCUGCAGAGACGCACGGGACGAAGGACGUCCUCCAGCGCGGACAGGGAGGGACAGAUGAUGGCAGGGACAUCAGAACCCAUCAGACCUUUGGACAAUACCCACAGCCUCUGCUUCCCCCCUCCUCCUGCUCCACCCCCCCUUCAUCAGGAGGAGGUCAGUGUCUUCCAUCUGGAGACGUACCUGACGGAGCCGAGACGUCCAGAGACCAGGAGGCUGCGCUCCUUCUCCUCACCGCCUGACACGGGACAGCGCUUCUCCUCCACCUCCUCCUCCUGUUGCAGGCAGCUGGAUCCUCCUCUGGCUCCGCCUCUUCCUGUCAGGAGGCUGCGCCAGUGUUGA